This is a messenger RNA of Aspergillus nidulans FGSC A4, 2283 nucleotides long. Its product is annotated as protein palH. Lineage: Eukaryota; Fungi; Ascomycota; Eurotiomycetes; Eurotiales; Aspergillaceae. Gene Ontology annotation, cellular component: plasma membrane. The coding region runs from base 1 to 2283 and encodes 760 amino acids. The transcript is spliced from 2 exons. The record is from RefSeq and is a predicted model, not a curated record.
AUGGAGGAUGACGGCCGCCUUGCUCCCCGUCAGAUAUGGGCCCGGCCGACGAGUACUACCACAAGAUCCUAUGUCCCUGGGUGUACUCCUUUCCUGCUUCCUAGCGAUGGUUAUGUAUAUCUAAACCGCACCUACUCAAUAUCCCUCGGAGAAAAUGCCAUUUACGACCCCGCGUGCACGAGUACGCCGACGACGACCGAACAUGCGGGUGCGGCACUAGACAUUCACGACCCGUUCUACGCGUCCGUGACACCGCUGUUGUAUGCAAUGGGCUGUGCCACUGUCGUUAGCUACCUGCUUGUCAUCAUUCUACUUAUUACGCCUCGUACAUUUUAUGUUGGUGGCCCUGGAGGCGGCGCCAAUUUCCUCGGUCGACAUGGGAUGGUCAGCGGGUCCUACAGCAAUAAUUCGUCGGUCGUGGGUGUUGGUGGACGUCCGUGGCUACAGAAGGUCGCCGCGCUUCUUGUCGCCAUAUCUCUGACUAUAGCGACCGCAGAUUCGUUUCGGGUGGCAGAAAAACAGUAUGAUCAUGGCUACUCCGACGCCGAGGCGUUGACGUCGGAGGUCAUUGAUGGCACCGAGAUCAAGGUAGUUCGGAUCAUCUCGAGCACCUUUCUAUGGCUGGCUCAGGUGCAGACACUUAUUCGGCUUUUCCCGCGACAUAAAGAAAAGGUUAUGAUCAAGUGGGCGGGUUUUGCGCUGAUUGUCCUGGAUACUAUUUUUGCGAUUCUGGACAAGUUUCUGGUCAAGACGAAUACUACCCGGCCACGACUUUAUGAAGAUGCUAUUCCGGCUCUCAGCUAUCUGUUCGAACUUGCACUCAACCUUCUAUACGCCGCUUGGGUGAUAUUCUACUCAUUAUCGAAACAUCGAUUCGCCUUCUUUCAUCCUAAGAUGAGAAAUAUAUGUCUCGUUGCGCUCUUAUCUUUGUGUGCAGUGUUGAUACCCGUUGUCUUCUUUGUCCUAGAUAUUGCGAAACCAGAAAUAGCUGGUUGGGGUACAUAUAUAAGAUGGGUUGGCUCCGCGGCAGCAAGUGUGGUUGUUUGGGAGUGGGUGGAACGUAUCGAGGCUUUGGAACGAGAUGAGAGGAAAGACGGGAUUCUCGGGAGAGAGGUCUUUGACGGUGAUGAGAUGAUUGAAGUCACGCCUUCUGAGGAAGUUGACUGGCCUCGUCAGCAGUUCCAUGGGCAUGACCGCGGUGGAGGCACCGGAAUGUCUUCAGCCUGGGGAGGAGUUAUGGGACUUGCUCAUCGACCAUUGAGACCGCGAGGAGGCCGCAUUACCCAGACUCAGCGCGAAGCCGAGGGUGCUACUGCCGCCAAAUCACGAAAGCGAAGAUCCGCAAGGCCAACUCCGCCGCCAGCUGCUGUCACUCCUGUCAGUCGAGCUGACACAACUAGUGCAGCAAGCACGGUCUAUAAUGUGCAUUAUUAUCCUGUUUCCAGUCCCACGCCACCGGUUGCCAUGCCCUUCAUGGAAGAAGAGGAUGAAGGCUCUGAUGGCGAUGGGGAGAAGGAACUUGCGGUCGUUCAGAAUCAACAAAGUAGCUUGCCUACUCAGGACACCUAUACCGAGCCGAGGAGACAGAAUUCGCCACAAAUCGUAAAUGUGGACAACCGAUGGCGGUUCAUCUUGAACCCCUUCAAGAACAGGCACGCGGCCUUACCAAGAGAAGUCGCCUCGGCGCAGGCGGAGGAAGAAGGGUUCCUCUCCCCAGAUGAUCAAGCCCCCCGCCAAGGAGACGAAGAAAACCCUCAUUACACCCCUCGGCAUCGAGGUCUCUUCUCUUUCCAUCCAAUGUCAGAUGGCGCAUCAAGGCGACAGAGCGGCGCCGAUCAGCCGUUGCCAGUGACAGUGAUACCUGCCCGGCGCCGUGGCCAGGAUACAUGGUCACCGCAAUGGUUUACAAAUUCCAAUCUUGUAGACCGGUCCUCAAGUCGCCGGACUGCGUCACGUCCUCGUGAUCAGCGGAUGAAAGUGAUUCAGCCGCAGGUCCAGAGCGCCGCACCGUGGACUGCUGCCGAUAUGGAGGCUUCUUUCAGCUCUAUGGAUUACGAGCUUCGGUAUGAUCCUGAAGCAGCGGCGCUCGUGUCCGAGGAUAUUCCUGACCAUCAUUCGCAGCCUACGCAGGCUGAUAGUCCGGCCCAUCCCACUAUGUCUGGUGGGAAUGGCCCUUCUGGUGGAGAGACACAGUCCGCACUAGAUACUGGGCCUGGUAUUGAAGGGUCGGUUAAUGAAGGGUCGGUUAUUGAAGGGCCGGAGGAGUCCCACUCUCAACGAUAG